Messenger RNA from Cavenderia fasciculata, 378 nucleotides. RefSeq lists its product as uncharacterized. The coding region runs from base 1 to 378 and encodes 125 amino acids. The record is from RefSeq and is a predicted model, not a curated record. NCBI's taxonomy places the organism in Eukaryota, Evosea, Eumycetozoa, Acytosteliales, Cavenderiaceae. The transcript has 3 exons.
AUGUCUGGCAGUCAAUCGGUCAACACAAGUAUAGCUGUUGUCGCAGCUGCUCUUUUGUACAAAAGAAUGAUGUGUGAGGGCGAUAAACCGACAAAAGUUGGUUGGUUGCUUGUCAUUGUACCUUUUGGAAAUGAAAGAAAAAAGUCUGGAUGGAUUCAUCCAAAAAAGAAAACGAUUGGUUCCACGGUUUGGUUUUUUCAAAAAAGAGUAAAAGUACAAGAUAAAAUAGAAACAAAAGGUAGAUAUCUACUUAUUCUACUCUCUUUAGAUGGAUUUAACGAAUGGGUGAUAAAGGUUGAUUUUGAUGAUGAUGAUGAUGAUGAUGAGAGUGAUUAUUACCUGAACAACCAAAAAAAGAAAAAGAUUUACUAUAAUUAA